This is a messenger RNA of Linum tenue, 1969 nucleotides long. The record is from the annotation of a GenBank genome assembly. NCBI's taxonomy places the organism in Eukaryota, Viridiplantae, Streptophyta, Magnoliopsida, Malpighiales, Linaceae.
UCUGAGAUAUUUCACAUUUUCCCGCCCAAUUUAUCUGGUCAAAAUCUGUUAAGGCAAAAUAGCUAGGGUUCCGUCGUUUCUUCCUCUCUGGAUCUCCGGCGAGUUUGUUUUCAACCAAUGCCGGACCUGGGCAAUGCAUCCCUCACUCGCACUUACUGCUCGACUCUGAUGAGUCUCCCUUCUUCUUCUGUUCCUUGUCCGGCUCCUGAGGAUGGUGAGCUCGAAGGUAACUGUCCGGUCAAAGCUGUAGUUAACGGCUGCGACUGGAACCUCAACCUUGGGUUGCCGAGCGGGAAGAAGCGAUGCAAUGGAGGUUUGAUUAAGGUGCUGAGGCGGUGCCACGACGGGGUGCCAAAUCGAGCGAAGAAAGGUUGCGGUGCGAAGCGUUUGGAGGAUUAUGUGAGCGAUUGGGCCCUUAAGAAGAUGGAAUCGGGGGCUUCGAAAUCCAGCUGCUACCUUCCGUUUCUUGGCGGUGGAAAGAGAAUGGUUGAAUGUCGUGUUUGCCGUGGAUUUAUAGAUCUGGGAGAUGAGCUUGUUACGUGCUCUGUUCAGAACUGCAUAGGGGUGUAUCACUCGCAGUGUGUCAAGGAAACGUUUAAAGUCUCAAAUGUGAAGAAAUUCAAGUGCCCUCAGCAUGCAUGCUUUGUUUGCAGUCAGAAACUGCACUGGAGGUGUGUCCAAUGCUUAAAUGCUUCACAUGAUAAGUGUGCACCAUGGCCGGAUACUAUAAUCCAUUUGAUAGACCGACCAGGACACGCAAUUUGUUGGAGGCAUCCAGAUGAUUGGAGACUGGAUUGGCAUCCGAAUGAUUGGAGACUGGAUAUGAAGGAGAUAUUCCUUCGAUUGCCCCUGCCAUAUGUUGAGGAAGAGUUCAAGAUUGACUUGACGUGGAAGGGCCUGAUGGAGAAUAAACUAGAGCCCCCUCCUUAUGUGCACAUCAGGCGCAAUAUUUACAUGGUCAAGAAGAAACAUGAUAUUGCUGCUGGCAAUGAUAAUGGAUGCACAAACUGCAGUCCUAUAUGCUGUGAAAACUGUGUAUGCAGGGUCCAAUGCAUAAGUUGCUCCAAGUCUUGCCGUUGCUCUGAAAAUUGCACCAACCGGCCCUUUCGCAAGGAUAAAAAGAUCAGAAUUGUCAAGACAGAGCUUUGUGGUUGGGGGGUAGUGGCAGCUGAACCGAUAAACAAAGGUGAAUUUGUCAUAGAGUACAUUGGGGAAGUCAUUAGUGAUGCACUAUGCGAGCAAAGGCUUUGGGACAUGAAGUACAGGGGAGUUCAGAACUUCUACAUGUGCGAAAUACACAAGAACUUCACAAUAGAUGCCACCUACAAGGGAAACACAUCUCGUUUCUUGAACCACAGUUGUGAUCCCAACUGCAUGCUUGAAAAGUGGCAAGUUGAGGGGGAGACACGGGUUGGUGUUUUUGCUGCUCGGUCCAUCAAAGUUGGAGAACCAUUGACAUAUGAUUACAGAUUCGUGCAGUUUGGACCCGAAGUGAAGUGCUGCUGCGGGGCUUCAAACUGUCAGGGCUACCUUGGCACCAAAAAAAAGGUGAUAACAGAGUUGAAUAUAUACUGGGGUGCGAAACGCAGGAGAUCUUCCAUCUCUUGUUUAGCAGCCAUUGCUGCAAGAUGAAUGCUUCAUUGCUUUGUUUUGUGUUAACUGUAAAGAGCAGCACCGAGGGAGAGAAACUACACGACCCCAUGAUUUUGUUCUGUUUGUUGUUUGUGAUACCAACUUCAACACUGUAAAACAAGGAACUAGGGAAAGGGUUGAAGGCCUGUAGUAACAUUGUGAAAAUGCUUAUCGAAUUAUCCUCCAAAUUAGGGCUGUUUCAAUUGAGAGGAGCUUUCUUAUGUCUGAAGAAAUUCAUUGGCUUCAUCAUCGACACAUAAUAAUUUGACUUCAUUAAUCAUGUUUUUCUAUUUGCAAGUAACUUUUCCCCCUAUUUUUUAUAUAAGAAUCAAACUGU